UAAUUAUAAUAAUAUAUCUCAUCUUAUAUCUUAUUUUCGAUUAAAAAUGGGUGGAGGAGAUUUGAAUUUAAAAAAAUCAUGGCAUCCAUCUACUAUGAAAAACAUAGAAAAAGUUUGGAAAGCAGAACAACAACAAUGUCAAGAAAAGAAAAAAAUAGCUGAAUUAAAAAAAGAAAUAGAAAUAGAAAAAGAUCGAGAAGAUAUAAAAAAAUAUGCAAUGGAACAAGGUGUGAUAGAAAAAAAAGAUGACAAAAAAUUGGAUUGGAUGUAUAAAGGACCAAAUCAUUUAGUUAAUAGAGAAGAAUAUUUACUUGGACGACCAAUUGAUAAAUCUUUUGAACAAAUGGUUCAAGUAGAAAAGGGUACUGAAUUAAGUCAAGUGUCAAGAAAUCAUGUUGAACAUGAAUGUAUUCCACCAUCAUUACGUUUUUUUUCUGGUAAUGAACAAGUGGAUUUAGUAAGAAAAAUGCAAGAAGAUCCUUUAUAUGCUAUUAAAAAAAAAGAAAUGGAAACAAGAAAUCAAUUAUUAAAAAAUCCUGUUAAAUUAAAACAAUUAAGACAAUUGUUGGAACAGCAAACAAAAAAAGAUAAAAGUGAAAAAAAAAAGAGAAAAAGAAGUAGACAAGAUAUAGAUAGUGAUGAUGAAGCACAAUUAGAUCUAUUAUUGACUACUAAAUAUAAACAAUUAAAAGAAAAAAUUAAUAAUAAAGAUUUAAUAAAAUCAAUGAAAAAGAUAAAACAUAAACAAAAAAGAAAUCUAAAAGAAGAGAAUGAUAAUUCAAGUAGCAGUUCAGAAAGUAGUGAAAAAAGUGAAAAUAAUAAACAUAUAAAAAAAUAUAAAAAAAAAAGAAAUAAAAGUAAAGAGAUAAAUGUUCAAGUUACAAAAUAUAAAGAAAAACAAUCUAUACAUGAUAAAAAAGAAAAAGAAUAUAAAUUACAUGAAAAAUAUAUUAGGACUCGUAGUUUAAGCAGAGAAAGUGAUAAUAGUUCAAUUCAAGUAAGGAAAGAUAAAUUAUAUAAAAAAGACAUAACUAAACAUAGAGAUAAAAAAAUUCGUUUAAAAAGUCCUCAAGAUAGAAGAAAUAAUUUUUUUAACAAUAAGUAUAAUGAUAAAAGUAAUUUUGAGGACAAAGAUAAAAAUAUUUCAAAGAAAUUACAUCAAAGAGAAACAUAUUUUAAAUUAUCUUCUGAUAGAACUAAAAAAUAUUACAAAGAAGACAGAAAUAGAGAUAAAUGGAAUUUUAAGAAGAAACAAAAUCUUACAGAAGAAGAAAAAGAACAACGUAGGCAAGAAAUGAUAGCAAAUGCAACAUGGAGAGAUAAAGAAAGAGAACAAAAUGUUAAAAAAUAUCGCGAAGAAGAAAAAAAAGAAAUAGAUAAUAGAAAAGUAUAUAAUCAAGAUUUUCUUAGAAAACAAUUAGCAGUUGCUGCAGAUAUAGGAACAGUUGCCUCUAGAAUUAAAGCUAAUAUAAAUAAUAUACAACGAUCUGGAGGAGCUAUGGAUAUAAAUUUCGCUAGAAGAUGAUUUUAAAUGAUCUAAAUUUAUAUAAUUAUGUAAAUUUCAUCGAACUAGAAUUCUAGAAUUAUAAAUGUAAUCUAUAAAAAUAUAUAUA
Messenger RNA from Apis mellifera (honey bee), 1613 nucleotides. RefSeq names its product pre-mRNA-splicing factor CWC25 homolog. Lineage: Eukaryota; Metazoa; Arthropoda; Insecta; Hymenoptera; Apidae. The transcript is spliced from 4 exons. Gene Ontology annotation, biological process: mRNA splicing, via spliceosome. The record is from RefSeq and is a predicted model, not a curated record. Bases 47 to 1525 code for a protein of 492 amino acids. Gene Ontology annotation, cellular component: U2-type spliceosomal complex.